Molecule: messenger RNA, 1185 nt
Organism: Staurois parvus
Lineage: Eukaryota; Metazoa; Chordata; Amphibia; Anura; Ranidae
Source: the annotation of a GenBank genome assembly
AUGCACAAAGGAGACCUUCUUAAACACCAACGAAUUCACACAGGGGAGCGUCCUUAUUCCUGUUCGGAGUGCGGGAAAAGUUUUACCGAAAAAGGCACACUUGUUACCCAUCAGCGAAUUCACACGCGUGAGUAUCCUUUCUCGUGUUCAGAGUGCGGAAAGUGUUUCGCUGUUAAAGGAAAGCUGAGAAUUCACACGGGCGAGCGCCCUUAUUCGUGUUCAGAGUGCGGGAAAUGUUUUGCCGAGAAGGGAAAACUUCUGGCGCACCAGAGAAGUCACACGGACGAGCGCCCUUUUGCAUGCUCAGAGUGCGGGAAAGGCUUCGCCGAGAAAAGAGCGCUGCUGAUACACCAGAGAAUUCACACCGGCGAAUACCCUUUCUCCUGUUCAGAGUGUGGGAAAAGGUUCACUCAGAAAGCGCACCUUCUCAGACACCAAAAAAGUCACAAGGGCGAGCGUCCCUUUUCCUGUGCGGAUUGCGGUAAAUGUUUUACUCACAAAGGAAACUUAAUUACACACCAGAGGAUUCACACGGGUGAAUUCCCUUUCUCCUGUCCAGAGUGCGGGAAAUGUUUCACUCAGAAAGUGCACCUCCUUAAACACCAGAGAAUGCACACGGGCGAGCGUCCUUUCUCCUGUUCGGAGUGUGGGAAAUGUUUUGCCGAGAAAGGAAAACUUAUUACACACCAACGAAGGCACACGGGCGAGCGUCCUUUUUCAUGCUCGGAGUGCGGGAAGAGUUUCACUGAGAAAAGCGCUCUCAUUUUACACCAGAGGCGGCACACGGGCGAACGCCCGUUUUCGUGUUCGGGAUGUCCCGUGUCUCCUACCCUCCCCUCCGUUCCCUGUAAUAGAAGAGGUAUUAUACUCCCCUCUCCGGUGUCCCGUGUCUCCUACCUCCCCUCAGUUCCCUGUUCUCCUCCUACCUUUCCCAACGCUCCUUCAGCAUCACCUACAACACUGCCACCUCCCCCUCUCUGUCGGGGUCCCGCAAGGCUCUGUCCUCGGUGCGGGAAAAGUUUUACUCAGAAAGCAGACCUUCUUAAACACCAGAGAAUUCACACAGGAGAACGACCUUUCUCGUGUUCGGAGUGUGGGAAAUGUUUCACCAACAAAGGAGACCUCCAUAAACAUCUGAAAAUUCACACGGGCGAGCGUGUUUUACCCCCCCCCCCCCCUUCAUGA